Melanotaenia boesemani (Boeseman's rainbowfish) is the source of this 2736-nucleotide messenger RNA. RefSeq names its product tripartite motif-containing protein 16-like. Gene Ontology annotation, molecular function: protein binding; zinc ion binding. The transcript has 2 exons. The record is from RefSeq and is a predicted model, not a curated record. NCBI's taxonomy places the organism in Eukaryota, Metazoa, Chordata, Actinopteri, Atheriniformes, Melanotaeniidae. The coding region runs from base 373 to 2028 and encodes 551 amino acids.
AUGUUUAAUCCUGGAAGUAAUAAAAGCAGUAAAAGUGGUAGAAACUUCAAGGUUAAAGUGAUUAAAGUUAUUAUCAUACAAAGAGUUAAUCAGACAUUAUUUCUGUCAAACCACACCUCCUGAAAGGAUGACUGAUUAACCUCCUCCUUCUUCCUGAUCUAAAACACAGCAGCUCCACUCUAAACACAUAUUUCCUUGUUCCCUCCCCUUCAGAUCUGCAGUUGGAUGAUGGGUGGAACCAACAUGUGGUGAAGAGGAAGAGCUGAUAGGCUCUGUUCUCUGAACAAACACAUGAUUUGUAAAUCAGAGUUCAGAGUAGUUUCAUGUUUGAGGAAGUGAAACUUAAUACAGUCGCUGUAACUGAGAGGUGAAAUGGCGGAAAAAGGAGAUCAGCUGGACCGAGAAACCUUCUCUUGUUCCAUCUGUCUGGAUCUACUGAAGGAUCCUGUGACUAUUCCCUGUGGACACAGCUACUGCAUGAACUGUAUUAAAAGCUUCUGGGAUGGAGAGGAUCAGAAAAGAAAGUACAGCUGCCCUCAAUGCAGGAAAACUUUCACACCGAGACCUGUCCUGGAGAAAAGCACCAUGUUAGCAGCUUUAGUGGAGCAGCUGAAGAAGACUGGACUCCAAGCUGCUCCUGCUGAUCACUGCUAUGCUGGACCUGAAGAUGUGGCCUGUGAUUUCUGCUUUGGAAGAAAACUGAAAGCCAUCAAGUCCUGUUUAGUCUGUCUGGCCUCUUACUGUAAGAAACACCUUCAGCCUCAUUAUGAUGUGGCUCCAUUAAAGAAACACAACCUGGUGGAGCCCUCCAAGAACCUCCAGGAGAACAUCUGCUCUCGUCACGAUGAGGUGAUGAAGAUGUUCUGUCGUACUGAUCAGAAGUGUAUCUGUUAUCUCUGCCCUGUGGAUGAACAUAAAGGCCACGACACAGUCUCAGCUGCAGCAGAAAGGACUGAGAGGCAGAGAGAGCUGGAGGUGAGUCGACAAGAAAUCCAGCAGAGAAUCCAGGACAGAGAGAAAGAUGUGAAGCUGCUUCAACAGGAGGUGGAGGCCAUCAAUCACUCUGCUGAUGAAACAGUGGAGGACAGUGAGAAGAUCUUCACUGAGCUGAUCCGUCUCAUCCAGAAAAGAAGCUCUGAUGUGAAGCAGCAGAUCAGAUCCCAGCAGGAAACUGAAGUGAGUGGAGUCAAAGAGCUUCAGGAGAAGCUGGAGCAGGAGAUCACUGAGCUGAAGAGGAAAGACGCUGAGCUGAAGCAGCUCUCACACACAGAGGAUCACAACCAGUUUCUACACAACUACCCCUCACUGUCAGCACUCAGUGAGUCUACACACUCAUCCAGCAUCAAUAUCCGUCCUCUCAGAUACUUUGAGGAUGUGACAGCAGCUGUGUCAGAGCUCAGAGAUAAACUACAGGACAUUCUGACAGACAGAUGGACAAACAUCUUACUGACAGUCACUGAUGUGGAUGUUUUACUGUCACAACCAGAACCAAAGAACAGAACUGAAUUCUUAAAAUAUGCAUGUGAAAUCACACUGGAUCCAAACACAGCAAACAAACAGCUGUUACCGUCAGAGGGAAACAGAAAGGUGACCGAUUCGGAUCAAUAUCAGUCUUAUUCUAAACAUCCAGACAGAUUCACUAAACACUGUCAGGUUCUGAGUAGAGAGAGUCUGACUGGACGUUGUUACUGGGAGGUGAAAGUUAGAGGAGAUGUCGAUUUAGCAGUUGCAUACAAGAAUAUCAGCAGAAAAGGAGAUGACAGUCAAUUUGGAUUUAAUGACAAAUCUUGGUCAUUAUAUUGUGACCAAAACAGUUAUGAGUUUUACUACAACAAGAUCAGAACCUCCAUCUCAGGUCCUCGGUCCUCCAGAGUAGGAGUGUACCUGGAUCACAGAGCAGGUAUUCUGUCCUUCUACAGCGUCUCUGGAACCAGGACUCUCCUCCACAGAGUCCAGACCACAUUCACUCAGCCGCUCUAUGCUGGAGUUGGAAUUUAUUCUGAUCUUGGAAGUGUCAAGUUUUGUUAACCUGAUUAGACAAAAGUAACUGAGGUUUCAGAUGAUUUUAUAAUCAUUUAGUGUCGUUGUUCUUCUCUUGUCAACUUAGUUUUCUUCUCGUUUAUAUUUCAGUUUUUUUUUUACUUUUUGUAAAUUUUAUCAAAGAAGAAAAUUCUUCUGUGAAUUGUUUUCUCCAUCAAAGAUCAUGUUUAUAGACUCGGUAAAGACGAUUUAUUAAACAGAUGAAAAAGUGUAAAAACUGAGUUCAUGUUUGAAGACAUUUAGUUGAGUCCUGACAUGUUAAAUAACAGAUGUGUCAGUGUGAGCUUGACAUGAUUUCAUGGGUUGUGUUUUCUUCAUCUUCUUCUUUAACUUGUGUUGAUUCACAUUGAGGCUCAUCAGAUGUAAAGUUUGUAUUUUCAGCUCAUUUUGUCUGAGGUGUAAUAUUUCAGUCUGAAAGAAACAUGUUGACUCAUUUUAAGCAUCAAUACAUAAUAACUGAUGCUUGAUGGAGAUUUAUAUUGAGAGUUUUUCUUUGUAAUGAUGCUCUCUGGCAGAUAGAUCAUGUGUGAGAUACUGAACAUGAAACUUUUAUAGUUUUAUCAUUUAUUCUGCAUGUUGAUACUUAUAUAUGUGAUGCUGUGAGUGUGUUGUGUGUUUUGGUGUCUCAGACAGAUCUUUUUCUGCUUAAUAUCUGACUUUUUCUCCUUAAAUAAAGAUUAAACAAGUGAAAUCAGA